This is a messenger RNA of Gilbertella persicaria, 912 nucleotides long. Its product is annotated as RNA polymerase Rpb3/Rpb11 dimerization domain-containing protein. NCBI's taxonomy places the organism in Eukaryota, Fungi, Mucoromycota, Mucoromycetes, Mucorales, Choanephoraceae. The transcript is spliced from 8 exons. The coding region runs from base 28 to 687 and encodes 219 amino acids. Gene Ontology annotation, cellular component: RNA polymerase II, core complex. The record is from RefSeq and is a predicted model, not a curated record. Gene Ontology annotation, biological process: DNA-templated transcription. Gene Ontology annotation, molecular function: protein dimerization activity; DNA-directed RNA polymerase activity.
CUUUUUCUUCUGUUCAAUCUAUUUAUCAUGGAUAUAGGAGGCUCUUAUGGACUUGGUGGUCCCAAUAUUACUAUUAAAGAAUUAACAAAAGAUCGCAUUAGUUUUAUACUAAGUGAUACUGAUUUAAGUGUGGCCAAUUCACUUCGUCGAGUCAUGAUUGCUGAAGUACCUACUGUUGCUAUUGAUAUGGUUGAAAUAGAGACCAAUACAACCGUCCUUGCCGAUGAAUUCUUGGCUCAUCGUCUUGGUAUGGUGGCUAUUGACAGUCGAGAUGUAGAUAAAUUAAGAUAUACAAGAGAUUGUACUUGUUCACAGUAUUGUCCAGAAUGUUCAGUUGAAUUGACACUUCAUGUCAAAUGUACAGAAGAUAGAACAAAAGAUGUGACUACGCGCGACCUUUCAUCUUCCAACCCUUCUUUUAUGCCUGUCUUACAAGACAAGGAUGAUUCAGGUGUUUUGUUAGUCAAAUUACGUAAAGGACAUGAAUUGAAAUUAAAGUGUAUUGCUAAAAAGGGCGUUGCUAAAGAACAUGCUAAAUGGAGUCCUGUUAGUGGUGUUGCAUUUGAAUAUGAUCCUUAUAACAAAUUAAGACAUACUUCAUAUUGGUUUGAAGAAAGUGUGGAUGAAUGGCCAUUAAGUAAAAAUGCACAAUAUGAAGCACCGCCCGAAAAAGAUGCUCGUAAGUGAUGGACAUGGUAAGCGAUAGGUUGACUGAUGGCCCUUUUAUAGCUUUUGAUUAUAAUGCAAAACCUGACAAGUUUUAUUUCGAGACAGAGACUGUUGGAUCUUUAGCACCUGAAGAAGUAGUUACCAUGGCCAUGAAGAUCCUAGUUGACAAACUGGCUUAUGUUCAAAUGCAAAUUCAAGAAGAAGUAGACACAAAAGAACAAGACAAUCCAAAUGCUUGGAGUA